Messenger RNA from Hibiscus syriacus, 636 nucleotides. RefSeq names its product dehydration-responsive element-binding protein 1F-like. Lineage: Eukaryota; Viridiplantae; Streptophyta; Magnoliopsida; Malvales; Malvaceae. Gene Ontology annotation, molecular function: DNA-binding transcription factor activity; DNA binding. The record is from RefSeq and is a predicted model, not a curated record. Gene Ontology annotation, biological process: regulation of DNA-templated transcription. The transcript has a single exon. The coding region runs from base 1 to 615 and encodes 204 amino acids.
AUGGAACAAAGGGAAGAUGAGCAACCAGUUUUAAGUUCAGAAACCCUGGAAAUUUCAUGUUCUUCCUUAGGGCAAGUUGAAGCACAAUCCCAUAAACGAAAAGCUGGAAGGAAGAUAUUUAAAGAGACUCGACAUCCAGUAUUCAAAGGUGUAAGAAGACGAAAAGGCAAGUGGGUGUGUGAGGUUAGAGAGCCAAACAAGAAGUCUCGAAUAUGGCUGGGGACAUUCUCGAGCCCAUACAUGGCGGCUAAGGCCUACGAUGCAGCCGCUUUGGCACUCAAAGGAGACUCGGCUUCUUUAAACUUUCCCGAGUCUGCUUAUACAUUGCCACGUGCUAGGUCAUCGUCGGUGAGGGAUAUUCAGAUUGCCGCAAUGGAGGCUGCUGAGGGUUUUAUCGAUGAUGUUGGUGAUGCUAAAGCUUCAUCAGCUUGGGAGAAUGGUGCAGGGCGAAGUUCAAAGACGUUGUUUAUAGAUGAAGAAGAGGUGUUUAACAUGCCAGGGAUACUUGAAAGUAUGGCGGAAGGGUUGAUGAUAACUCCACCAUCUAUGCAAAAAGGGUACUAUCCCCAAGAUGAUGCCGAUGAUUACGAGGAAUUCACUCUCUGGGGAGAUUAAUUAGGCCAAUUUUAGUAUUUA